GCGCCCCUCCGAGCGGCGCGCUGGGCUCCGGAGCGAUGGCCGCAGCCGAGUCCCGUGCGCUCCAGUUUGCCGAGGGCGCCGCGUUCCCAGCGUACCGGGCCCCCCAAGCCGGCGGGGCGCUCCUGCCGCCCCCGAGCCCUGCGGCAGCCCUGCUCCCUGCGCCGCCCGCGGGCCCCGGCCCAGCGACCUUUGCGGGCUUCCUCGGCCGGGACCCCGGGCCGGCCCCGCCGCCCCCCGCCAGCCUGGGCUCGCCUGCGCCCCCCAAAGGCGCGGCCGCCCCGUCGGCGUCGCAGCGCCGCAAGCGCACGUCUUUCAGCGCCGAACAGCUGCAGCUGCUGGAGCUCGUCUUCCGCCGGACCCGGUACCCCGACAUCCACUUGCGCGAGCGCCUGGCCGCGCUCACCCUGCUCCCCGAGUCCAGGAUCCAGGUAUGGUUCCAGAACAGGCGUGCCAAGUCUCGGCGUCAGAGUGGGAAAUCCUUCCAACCUUUGGCUAGGCCGGGGAUUAUCCUCAACCACUGUGCUCCUGGAACUGAAACGAAAUGUCUGAAGCCCCAGCUGCCUCCUGAGGUAGAUGUGAACUGCCUGCCCGAACCAAACGGGGUUGGAGGGGGCAUCUCUGACUCUAGCUCCCAAGGUCAGAAUUUUGAAACCUGUUCCCCUCUCUCUGAAGACAUUGGUUCAAAGCUGGACUCAUGGGAGGAACACAUCUUUUCUGCCUUUGGUAACUUUUGAGGAUUCUGGGAGAAUUCGGGAUAAGCUCUGAGGAGCCAUGACUGACAGCCUGGGAGAGACACAUCAGCAUACUGUCCUUUCUGACUUCCAUGCUAAGGACAUGUCCUUGUUAACCUUGAUGAUGGUUUUGACAGCACCUCUCACAUUUGAAGGUACCCCGCCACUUUGUCAAUGAUGUUUUAAGCCCACACUCCCACCCCAGAGUUCCCUCAUUCGUUUUUACCUGUGUUCUCUCCAAGCCUGCACAUUCCAUUGGUCUGCAUCCCUAUGCCUUCUUGCCAGGCCUGUUUUUAGUUUUUGGACUGGUUGUUCAGAACUCAUUAUUUUCUUCACAAGAAUGCCUCAGCUUGACUCAGUUUCCCCUUGUGUUUGACAGCUGCCAUUUUCUCCUGGUCCCUCCAAGGCUUAUAAUCUUAAACUCACUCUACCCCGUCUCUUCAACCCUCAUCCUAGGUUUAUUACUUUUUAAAAUUGGGCCUGUCAUCUUCACGUUCAAUCAUAGCUCCAAUGACUCUGCAUGCAGAUUAUUUCGACAGCCCCCUUGCCUCUAGCUUCUCAACUACUUAAAAAAAAAUUACCCUCUGUGGGCCAGGUGCAGUGGCUCACUCCUGCAAUCUCAGCACUUUGGGAGGCCGAGUGGGUGGAUCACCUGAAGUCAGGAGUUCAAGACCAGCCUGGCCAAUAUGGCGAAACCCCAUCUCUGCUAAAAAUAUAAAACUUAGCUGGGCACGGUGGCGGGAGCCUGUAGUCCCAGCUACUCAGGAGGCUGAGGCAGGAGAAUCACUUGAGCCUGGGAGGUGGAGGUUGCAGUGAUCUAAGAUCGUGCCACUGCACUUCAGCCUGGGAGACAGAGGGAGGCUCUCAAAAAAAAAAAAAAAAAAAAAAAAAAAUUAACUCUAUGGUUCUGUGGUAGCCUCCAGUUGCUACCAAAUUAUAAAAAGCUUUCAGUUACCCUCCCAGAUAACUGAUAUCAUCCUUAGCCUGCAGGACAGCUAUGCAAAUCUGAAGGUCAACUAUCCACAAUAUAUGCUUUGGUCUUAAAGUCACUCCUUUCAGUUUUGAACCAAAUUCAUACCUUUUGCUUUCAAAACACUCGAGGACUCCCCACCUGCCUUCUGAAGUCUGAAAUUUUCUCUAAGUAAUCCUGAUUUUGCACCUGUUACUUCGAUCACUCCAUUACCCUUAGCACUUGUUAUUGUACUUCCUGUGCAAGUUUUGUGAUUAAAUGUCUUUCACAAAUGUUCCAAUGUAAUUUCUAUUUAAAUGAAUUCUUCUAGAUAACUCCUAGUACAGUGCUUCACUCCACAAUUGCUCAGUACAUACUAUGUGGCCAUGAAAGACAUUUCUAAAAGUUUCUGCAAAUGUAGUUUUUAGCCAGUAAUCAAUAUUAUAUCAGCAGGCCACUGAGCUGAGAAAUUUAAUUUGGUUAAAAACAUUUUUGCUUGAAUGUUUAAUAAUAUUUUAUGAGUAUGUUGGUUUUGGGAAAUUUCUCUUUGCAAUUUAUAAUUCUAAAUGUAUGUAAAUAACCGUUUCUAAGUCAGUCUAAGAUCAAUUAAAAUAUUUUGAUAUUUUGAGAGUUUUCAAACUC
Messenger RNA from Pan troglodytes (chimpanzee), 2322 nucleotides. RefSeq names its product Mix paired-like homeobox (gene MIXL1). NCBI's taxonomy places the organism in Eukaryota, Metazoa, Chordata, Mammalia, Primates, Hominidae. The record is from RefSeq and is a predicted model, not a curated record. Gene Ontology annotation, biological process: regulation of transcription by RNA polymerase II; hematopoietic progenitor cell differentiation; endoderm formation. Gene Ontology annotation, molecular function: DNA-binding transcription activator activity, RNA polymerase II-specific; RNA polymerase II cis-regulatory region sequence-specific DNA binding. Bases 36 to 734 code for a protein of 232 amino acids. The transcript has 2 exons.